AUGGCUGCGAGUGGAGGAAUUUACAAUUCAGUUAUCAAUGCUAGAAAGAUUGGAGCCAAGUCGUUUGCAGUUUUUUUAAAAUCGCCCAGGAGAUGGGUAUCGAAGGAUUAUACACAAGAGGAAAUUGAUAAAUUUGGAAUAUUGUGUGAAAAACAUGGAUACAAUCCCAGAACGGAUAUACUUCCACAUGGUCAGUAUUUUAUCAAUUUAGCUAAUCCCGAGAGCGAGAAGGAGGAGAAAUCCUACAAGUCAUUUGUUGACGAUUUGAAGCGAUGCGAACAGUUGGGGAUUGGGUUGUACAAUUUUCAUCCUGGGUCGUCAUUAGAUUCGGACCAUGGAGAAGCUUUAAAGAGGUUGGGAAAGAAUAUUAAUAGAGGAAUUAAAGAGACCAAGUUUGUUAAGAUUGUGAUUGAGAAUAUGGCGGGACAUGGGAAUUUAAUUGGAAGCAAGUUGGAAGAUAUUGGGAAAGUGAUUGAGAUGGUUGAAGACAAGGAGAGAAUUGGGGUGUGUAUUGAUACGUGCCAUACGUAUUCAGCAGGGUAUGAUAUUGAAGACGAGAGCAAAUUUGGAGAGUUUUUAAAGAAGUUUGAAGAGGUUAUUGGGAUGAACUAUUUGAGUAGUGUUCAUCUUAAUGACUCGAAGGCGCCAUUUAACUCGAAUCGAGAUUUACAUCAGAAAUUGGGGCAUGGGUAUUUGGGAUUGGAGAUAUUUCGAGUGAUUUGCAAUCUGGAGAAAUUUGAGGGUAUUCCGAUAAUUUUAGAGACGCCUAUAGAAAAGGGAGAGGAUGAUUUAAGGUAUGGAGAAGAGAUUGAGUUGUUGAAUUGGUUAAUUGGGAAAAAAAAAGAGGAUGAAGAGUACGUGAAGAAGAAAGAGGAAUUGAGUUUGAAGGGCAAGAAGGAACGAGAAGAGCAGAUGAAGAAGUAUUUGGUCAGGCAAGAGAAAGAAGAGAAAAAGCGAAAGAAAGAAGAGGGAGGUAAUACGAAGAAGAGAGGUAUAAGAGAGAAUGGGGAAGAUAUAUUGAGUCAAUUGAGCAAGAAGAAGAAGACAACGACGACGAGGAAGGAAAAGGAGGAAAAGAAGGAAGAUUGA
Messenger RNA from Ascoidea rubescens DSM 1968, 1089 nucleotides. It is a transcript of the gene APN1, whose product is annotated as DNA-(apurinic or apyrimidinic site) lyase APN1. Gene Ontology annotation, molecular function: DNA binding; zinc ion binding; DNA-(apurinic or apyrimidinic site) endonuclease activity. Gene Ontology annotation, biological process: base-excision repair. NCBI's taxonomy places the organism in Eukaryota, Fungi, Ascomycota, Saccharomycetes, Ascoideales, Ascoideaceae. The coding region runs from base 1 to 1089 and encodes 362 amino acids. The transcript has 2 exons. Gene Ontology annotation, cellular component: nucleus; mitochondrion. The record is from RefSeq and is a predicted model, not a curated record.